AGAGAGAGAGAGGAAGGGAGGGAGAGAUAAAUACACACACACACUCACACACACAUACACACACACAGCAGAGACCAGAGAGCCACAGUCAACAAGAAGUGUGAGAGAGGAGAGAGAGAGAGAGAGUUAGACGGUGCAAAAGUGACAGAGGAGCUAGAUUUGCAGUUUGCGGAGUAGGACUAAUAAGCCACCGGUGGAAGGUUGCUCCAGAGGAAUCAGAGUGACCAAAGGUAUCGAGGACCCCCUCUCCCCUCGGAGAGAGAGCGCGGGAGAGAGAGACACACAACUUCUGGAGCGAUGGACCCGUCUCUGUCCACCGACGUCGAUGGAGAACCAAAGGAGAGGAAGAAGAUCCACUUUGCCGACCCGUCCACUGCACCCACCAACCUCGACCCCCGGCAGGUGGAGAUGAUACGUCGUCGAAGGCCUACUCCAGCAACUCUCUUCAGAGUAGCAGACCAGGGAUCUCCUGAUGAGGAUCAAUCCACUCACCAGUGGGUCGUAGGUGAGAAUGGAGUGCUCAAGCCAAAACGUGUCAAUCCAAACGUGUACCAGCCGCCAUCACUUAGAGCUGUGCAGAAGAUGGCAGAAGCCCAAAUGCAGCACUUAGGGAUCUACCCUCCAAUGGAAAACCCUUACGAAGGGGAAGAGUAUGACGACUACAGGGGGAGAGAGGAAGGAGGGGCAUCCUCUCUCAAGAAGGCUACUGGUCAUCAAGUGACGUUCGCCAGCGACCAAUCAGAGGAGGUUUCUAAAGUGACGGCCAUCAGCAGGCAGGUCCAAGCAGAGGAAGAUGAAGAGGAAGAAGAGAAAGAAGAGACAGGGGAAGAAGGAGCCACAGUCGGUAACAGUGAAGAAACAUUGUGGAUGGAGAAGAACAACGGGGGGCUGUAACUGAAGUAAUUAAAUAAUCGACCAAUGAGAGCAAGUGGUUGUUUUAUAAGGAAACUAUACUCUAAAGUCAAACAGUAGGGGAGAGAUAAUAAAAAUUAUGCUGUCAUGUGCAUGCCUUGAUGUGGAGUGGAGUGUGUGCACAAUGGAAACCGUGGAAGGACAAAUAAGAGUAUAAUAAGAGUAAAAUGGCUGAACAGCCAUUCAUUUAUAUAGAGACAGACACAGAGAGAGAGAGAGAGAGAGAGAGAGAGAGAGAGAGAGAGAGAGAGAGAGAGAGAGAGAGAGAGAGAGAGAGAGAGGCUAAAGCAGAAUGGGAUCUUUGUGUGUGUGUAUGCAGAGUUGCACUUAAUGCAAAGGUGAAGAAUGAUCCUUCGCCACUGACACUAUGCAGAGAAGACUACAGACCCCCCCCCCCCCCCCCCCCCCCGCCCACCACACCACACCCCACCCCACUCUAUCCCUCACCACCUCACCAUCACCCUGGCUACCCAUUUGCCCUUGUCUCUGAAGCAGUUGAUAAAGGUCCAUUUGACCAAACUUUUUACUGGAACACAAGUUCUCUCUUUCAUGUUUCCAGUCCAAUGUCCUCACUUUUUUUGAUCAGUGUUCUCAAUGUGCCCUUUAUAGGAAGUGAACCCACCGAGGAUAAGUGGAGACAUGCAAUGAGGUUGAAAACGGCAUCUUACAGCCUUGGAAAUGUUGGUUUGGUGUGUCUUCCUCUGUGUGUUGGGUGCUGUCCUAGAUCAACUGAUUUGCAUAAUGACGUUCCGUUAGAUAGGUCUACUUCACGUGUAGUGGGCCCUUGAAUGGAAUCUGUGCAUAUUUUGCCAUCUAGUGGUGAAAAAUUGGUUUUACAGCUUUCUCGGCCACUACUGUGGUGGGAAUGGGUUAUAAUUAAUUGGGUUUAGUUGAGAUAUGUCACUAAGCUAUAAUAUUUGUAUGUGUUGAAAAUGUAUGUUCACGAGUGUCCUAUUACCUAUAUCCUUUCAAUUUAUUCUUGCAUUAUUUGAAUAACAUCUCAAAAAUCAGAACUGGCUACCUCUUUUUUCAAGAUUCCCCCAUUUGACUACUCAUCUUGACUAACGAGACUGUUUUGGCAAAAGUGAUGCAUUGUUAACAAAUUCAAACGUCUCUUACCAAUAUAAGUAAUACUAAUGAGUGAUAAUGAGUACAUUUUUUGAGGCUGUAUGUAAGCCAUCUAUUGUAUUGUAAGAGCAUAUUUUUCUAAUGUAACUCACUGUUUCUAUAGAAUUUGUAGCCAUUGUUCAGUGUGACCUACCAAUAUCCUGCUCAAAUUAGCAAGCCCUUUUUUGCUGCACAACUGGCAUUAGAGCACUGUGUUUUCUUUUUUGUUGCUUGCAAAAAUGUAGCCUAAGACAAAAAUAAUGACAUUUUGUAUCUCUGUUAUUACCGGUUACUUUAGCUUGAGAUUGUAGUUCAUGUGGACAUCCGACAGGUGUACUUUCCUUGGCUCUGACGCGGCAAAGCUCAAACUUUACCUCUCACUUUUAAUUCUCUCUCCAUUUCCUUCUCUUAUGGUAUGAAGACAAGCAUGUCAAGACAAGAAUUAUUUCUGUUUAUUUGUCUUUAUUUUAACCUUUUUUCUGUUUCCUUUCCUCCUUGUUAUUUCAUUGUUUUAACACAAUUAUAAAUAAACAAUGUCCUUGUUCCUCUUGAAA
Molecule: messenger RNA, 2573 nt
Organism: Gadus morhua (Atlantic cod)
Lineage: Eukaryota; Metazoa; Chordata; Actinopteri; Gadiformes; Gadidae
Gene: ppp1r1b
Product: protein phosphatase 1, regulatory (inhibitor) subunit 1B
Exons: 5
Coding region: 298-894 (198 amino acids)
Biological process (GO): intracellular signal transduction
Cellular component (GO): cytoplasm
Molecular function (GO): protein phosphatase inhibitor activity
Source: RefSeq, a predicted model, not a curated record